Mya arenaria is the source of this 1012-nucleotide messenger RNA. RefSeq names its product eukaryotic translation initiation factor 3 subunit K-like. Lineage: Eukaryota; Metazoa; Mollusca; Bivalvia; Myida; Myidae. The coding region runs from base 35 to 685 and encodes 216 amino acids. Gene Ontology annotation, molecular function: ribosome binding; translation initiation factor activity. Gene Ontology annotation, biological process: regulation of translational initiation. The transcript is spliced from 8 exons. Gene Ontology annotation, cellular component: eukaryotic translation initiation factor 3 complex; cytoplasm. The record is from RefSeq and is a predicted model, not a curated record.
ACCAUUCUACUUCCGCACGUGUUUUGUUGUCAAAAUGGCAGAUGCAAUGAGGGCAACAGUUGCAACCCUUUUAAAGGGUAUAGACAGGUAUAACCCGGAGAAUUUGGGGACAUUGGAGCGAUAUGUGGACAUGCAGAUCCAAGAAAACACAUAUGAUCUGGAGGCAAACCUUGGAGUGCUCAAGUUAUACCAGUUUAACCCCGGAUACUACCAGACCAACGUUACCGCACAGAUUCUGCUAAAAGCUCUCACCAACCUUCCCCAUACAGACUUCAUGCUGUGUAAAUGUCUCAUCGACACAGUGAGGCAAACAGAGGAGCCUGUGAAGGGUGUGAUUUGCCUUGCUGAUAUGCUGGAGACUUGUCAGUUCCAGGAAUUCUGGAUAACCCUACAAAAAGAACCAGGCCUCACAGAAAAUGUAGAGGGCUUUGAAGACUCCAUCAGAAAGUUUGUGUGCCAUGUGGUGGGGGCGACAUACCAGACCAUACCGUUAGAACACCUCACACAGCUGCUUGGCGGCGUACCUGAUUCCCAGGUGAAACAGUGGAUUAACAAGUAUGGCUGGCAUCUUGGCUCUGACUUCAACGUGUUUAUCUCUAACCAGGAGGAUAACAUCAAAACUAAAAAUAUCACAGAGAAAAUCACAUUUGAUAGUGUUGCAGCUAUUAUGGCGUCCCAUCGAUAGUCAAGUGCUGCAGAGUUCACCGUGAAAUAAUUUUUCAUUGUCACUUCCUCUUUGCAAGAUGACUCAAAGUGCAUGGAAAGAACAAUGUGGUUGCAUUUGUAAUGAUUCAAGAACUGUUUUAAAGAAAGCUAUAUUAAAUUAUGAAAAAAACUUCUCGAAAAGUGUUGUUCAGGAUAUUUGUUACAAGGUAUUUUUUCCCUUGUCAGACAUUUUAAUAAUGGAGUUAAGUUAUUAUUUUUUAUGUGUUCCAUGCAGAUCAUUGGCAUGUUGUAAAUUCAGCUAUGUAAAAUUUUACUUCAUUGUAGUAUUAAAAUCCCCGAAAAACUC